Messenger RNA from Mesorhabditis spiculigera, 840 nucleotides. NCBI's taxonomy places the organism in Eukaryota, Metazoa, Nematoda, Chromadorea, Rhabditida, Rhabditidae. The record is from the annotation of a GenBank genome assembly.
AUGUUUCGCUGGUUGGCGGUCAUCGGAAUUGUCACGAUCGUUAACGCCCAAAACGUGCAAAAACCCUGUCCGGAUGGCUGGGUCCAGUAUGGGCAGCUGUGUUAUAUGUAUUCCGGGAGUGUACAGAGGAGCUGGCUGAACGCGAUCAAUUACUGUGCGACGGUCGGCGGUCAGCUUGCGGGCGCUUACAAUCGAAGCACGCUGAACUUUCAAAUUGGGCUAUCCCCGAAUCCACUCUACGCCACCUGGGGUGGCCUUUAUCUCGAUGGAUCGACGUGGAAAUUUGUGGACUACACCUAUUCCUUUAAUCUCUACGAAAUGUGGGCUCCAGGGGAGCCGCUGGCUAACCAAGGCGGAUGCGGCGCCAUCCGCUCAGGGGCCCAGAGCGGGUAUUUCAACGUACCCUGCCAGAAUUCCCAGCCUUUCAUCUGCUCACAGAAAAUUGCUACAUGCGAUACCAGCAACCUGACAGCCGUCUACGGCGUCCGAGGCACCGUUCAGUCCCCAAAUUUCCCGGAUACCUACUCGAACAACGAGAAUUGCAUCCAGCACAUUGUCGCCAACCAGAGCCAAUUCGUCGACUUGGCCUUCGAUGCGUGGAAUGUUGAGCCGAGAUACGACUAUUUGGUGCUGUACGAUGGGUGGUACCCGGGAGAAGACGCGCUCGUCAUCGCAAACCUUACCUACGACCCGACCAACAUCACCGACAACAGCACGAAGCCGAAUUUUCAGACUACCAGCAACGUGAUGACGCUGCAGUUCAUCACCGACAACUCGGUGCAGCGCACCGGCUGGCACGCCAAUUAUACGCUCCUGGUAGAAUUUGCUAUAGCUUUAAAU